This is a messenger RNA of Dovyalis caffra, 1104 nucleotides long. Lineage: Eukaryota; Viridiplantae; Streptophyta; Magnoliopsida; Malpighiales; Salicaceae. The record is from the annotation of a GenBank genome assembly.
AUGAUCGGCUUUCCUCUUCUCUUCUCUGGUGGAUUUGUCGAUUUAAGGCAGCGGGUUGAUUUGGGUACUCAAUACAAUGCCCCAUGUCUGGACCUUUUAAGGCCCAGUCCACUCUCCCCACCAACUCAAGCGUUAAGGAGAGAGAGACAGAGAAGAGAAGGAAACAAAUCAUCAACGUCGUCAUCGGGAGAGAUGGAUUUGGAUCAGUGGAUAGCGAAGGUAAAAGAAGGACAGCAUCUGUUGGAAGACGAGCUUCAGCUUCUCUGCGAAUACGUAAAAGAGAUCCUCAUCGAGGAGUCCAAUGUGCAGCCUGUUAACAGCCCUGUCACUGUCUGCGGUGAUAUUCACGGUCAGUUUCAUGAUCUUAUGAAACUUUUCCAGACCGGGGGUCAUGUACCUGAGACUAAUUACAUUUUUAUGGGCGAUUUUGUUGACCGGGGUUAUAAUAGUCUUGAAGUGUUCUCUAUUCUUUUGCUUCUCAAAGCAAGAUACCCAGCUAAUAUUACACUUUUGCGUGGAAAUCAUGAAAGCAGGCAAUUAACUCAGGUAUACGGUUUCUAUGAUGAGUGCCAGAGGAAGUAUGGAAAUGCCAAUGCAUGGCGGUAUUGUACUGAUGUUUUCGAUUAUCUGACACUCUCAGCGAUUAUAGAUGGCACUGUGCUUUGCGUCCACGGUGGUCUUUCUCCUGACAUUCGAACCAUUGAUCAGAUAAGAGUGAUUGAACGAAAUUGUGAAAUUCCUCACGAAGGGCCAUUCUGUGAUCUCAUGUGGAGUGAUCCUGAAGAUAUUGAGACAUGGGCAGUUAGUCCCCGAGGAGCAGGUUGGCUUUUUGGGUCUAGGGUCACUUCUGAGUUCAAUCACAUUAACAAUCUUGAUUUGGUUUGUCGAGCGCACCAACUUGUACAAGAAGGUCUCAAGUACAUGUUUCAAGACAAAGGCUUAGUCACUGUCUGGUCUGCACCAAAUUACUGUUACCGCUGUGGAAAUGUAGCUUCUAUAUUGAGCUUCAAUGAGAAUAUGGAGAGGGAAGUGAAAUUUUUUACAGAAACAGAGGAGAACAACCAGAUGAGAGGGCCUAGGACAGGAGUUCCAUACUUCUUAUGA